AUGUUGUUUAAAUGGAUUUUCGUGUGGUUUAUUGUUAUGUUUCUAACAAAAAGUGCACUUUCCUCUGAAUUAAAAGAACUGGUGGUUAGGGUAGUGGGAGGACCUUUUGUUGCACAAUUAUUGGCACAAGAAACAGGAUAUUAUUACAAAGGACCUGUACGAGGAUUUGUAGACACCUACAUAUUCAUACCACUUCCAAACGUAUACCCAACACACAGUAAAAGAGGAGAAAAAGUAGAAAAACGUUUAGUUGAAGAUGACAGGGUUAUCUGGGCCGAGGAGCAACAUAUACAAGAAAGGCAUAAAAGAGAUUUUCUCGAUAUAGAUCCAGCCGACGUGCCCCAUGAGAGGGUUAAACGUUUGGACAACGAUCGAAGAACAAUUUAUAAAAGACCUCCUCCGAUCAACAAAAACGAUAAAAUAUUCAACGAUGAACUUUGGACUCAGGAAUGGUAUUUGCAAGACACCCGAACAAGGCCAGAUUUACCCAAAUUAGAUUUAAAUGUAUUACCAGUGUAUAAAGCAGGAAUAACAGGAAAAGGUGUCAGAGUAAGCAUUCUGGAUGAUGGCAUAGAAUAUACACAUCAGGAUCUGAUAGAAAAUUAUGAUCCAGAUAUUAGUUGGGAUUGCAAUGAUGAUGACAAUGAUCCGACACCCAGAUAUGACAACCAUAAAUCAAAUAGCCAUGGAACAAGAUGUGCAGGUGAAGUAUCCAUGAUGGCAAACAAUAAGAAAUGCGGAGUUGGUAUAGCAUUUAAUUCUAGAAUUGGAGGAAUUCGUAUGUUAGAUGGUUUAGUAACAGACCGAAUUGAAGGUUCAGGGCUUAGCUACGGACGAGAUUUAAUAGAUAUUUACAGCGCCUCUUGGGGGCCUAAAGACGAUGGAAAAACUGUAGAUGGACCCGGACGUUUAGCUAGAGAAGCAUUAGAAAGAGGUGUUAAAGAGGGUCGAGGAGGAAAAGGAUCAAUUUAUGUUUGGGCAUCUGGUAAUGGAGGAAGUAAAGGAGACAAUUGUAAUUGUGAUGGUUAUCUGGCUAGUAUUUAUACAAUUUCAAUUGGAAGUGCUUCUCAAAGAGGGGAAUUUCCUUGGUAUGGGGAAGCGUGUGCUUCUACUCUUGCUGUUACUUAUUCUUCUGGGGCUUAUAAAGAUCAAAUGAUAGCAACAACAGAUUUAAAUAAUGAAUGCACAAUCAAACAUACUGGAACAUCAGCUUCUGCACCUUUAGCAGCUGGAAUAAUUGCUUUGGCAUUGGAAAUUAAUCCAAAUUUAACAUGGAGAGACGUUCAACAUAUCAUCGUUUGGACUUCCGAACCAGCUCCAGUUUUAGAUAACGAAGGUUGGCAACAAAAUGCGGCCGGUUUUUGGGUUAAUACGAAAUUCGGAUAUGGCCUAAUGAACGCAUAUGGAUUUGUCAAAACAGCAUCUAACUGGACCCGAGUACCGGAAAAAUCUAUAUGUUCUAUACGCUAUGAAUCUCAUAACGCAACAAUAUCAUAUGGAAAUCCUGCUACAAUGCAUAUACACACAACAGGAUGUAGAAACACUGAUCAAGAGGUAGUUUAUUUAGAACAUCUUCAACUUAGAACCACAAUCGAAUAUAGUGUAAGGGGAGCUCUUGAAAUCAAAAUAACUUCUCCCUCUGGUACAGAAGUGCAACUCUUAACGCCAAGGAAACUAGAUAAAAGUACACUGGGAUUCAUCGAUUGGACAUUCAUGUCUGUUAUGACAUGGGGAGAAGAAGUUGAAGGUACUUGGGUUGUGAAAAUAUUAGACAAUGUGGGUCCGGAAGGUAAUAAAGGUUAUAUUGGAAAUACUGUUUUAAUUUUACAUGGAACCAAAACCAAACCUGAACAUAUGAAAAGGGGACAAAGAAACUAUAAUCAUAACUACAACAGUGUAAACAACAAGUUUUAUAAAAACUCGUUAAAAAUGCACACAUAUUAUGAUAAUUCAUUAGAGGACAAUUCUGAAUUUUAUGAUUAUGCAGAUUUUUAAAAAUAUGUUUUUAACUUAUUUAAUUAUGUUUAUUAGUGUAUCAAGUUUUGAAAGUGUUAAAAUAUAUUGUUGACGUGUAAAUUUUAAAAUAAAUUUAUUUAUGAAACAGCUUUGUAAAUUAAAAAUUAUUAAUAAACAAUAGAAUUAA
This is a messenger RNA of Aethina tumida (small hive beetle), 2143 nucleotides long. RefSeq names its product neuroendocrine convertase 1-like. Gene Ontology annotation, molecular function: serine-type endopeptidase activity. Gene Ontology annotation, biological process: protein processing. The record is from RefSeq and is a predicted model, not a curated record. Gene Ontology annotation, cellular component: trans-Golgi network; Golgi membrane. The coding region runs from base 1 to 1995 and encodes 664 amino acids. The transcript is spliced from 12 exons. Lineage: Eukaryota; Metazoa; Arthropoda; Insecta; Coleoptera; Nitidulidae.